Molecule: messenger RNA, 1227 nt
Organism: Linnemannia hyalina
Lineage: Eukaryota; Fungi; Mortierellomycota; Mortierellomycetes; Mortierellales; Mortierellaceae
Source: the annotation of a GenBank genome assembly
AUGGAUGGACCAAUGUGUGAUCGCUAUGGGCCAAGGAAAGCCAUGGCGGGAUUACUCCUUAUUGGAGCUAUUACCAUUGGAUUGGCUGGACUCGCUUCGGACGCCAACGGGUUGAUCAUCACCAGGUUCUUUAUUGGCAUUAUCGGCGCCACCUUUGUGCCAUGCCAAUACUGGGCCUCUCGGAUGUUUUCGUACGACAUUGUCGGAACAGCCAAUGCGCUCUGCGGUGGAUUCGGCAACAUGGGAGCAGGAGUAUCCUACUUCCUGAUUCCAUUGAUUUACAACGCCAUUAACCUCGUCUUACCUCCGCACCAAGCGUGGCGAGUCACUUUUGUCGUUCCAGCCUGUCUCUGCAUUCUUAUGGCCGUAGCAGAUUAUUUCUUGGGUGAUGAUUGUCCAGGCGACGAAUGGAAGAACCGCGACUCAAGCCCAGAGCGCCAUGAUGCCGAUGUCGAAAAGCACGGACUGCCACGGACUGCCUCCGACUGUGAUUCCAUGGAGAUCGGCGACUCGGACGAUGAAAAGCCCACCGGCCAGAAGGAGACAUCAACCAAGGCCGUCAUAGUUCCCGGCCUUGUCGGGCAACCAUCCGUCGUGGUCGACUUGCUGUCACAGCUCAAGAACCCAGCUGUGCUGAUCCUGAUGAUCCAGUAUGGAUGUUCCUUCGGAGUGGAGUUGGCCGUCGACAACAUGAUCGGAGAAUUCUUCCACACGCAUUUCAAUCUCUCACAAACAACCUCCGGCAUGCUGGGAUCCAUCUUUGGACUGAUGAAUUUCUUCUCUCGCGCGACCGGAGGCAUGUUGGCUGAUUAUGUCAACACAUUGAUCGGCGAGGGCAACCAGGGUCGCAUGCUUGUCCACUUCAUCGCCUUUUUCUUGCAGGGAGCCUUUCUCAUUGGAUUCUCCUUUGCGCUUGGAACAUUGAGCUCCUCCAUCGUCGUCUUGAUCCUGUUCAGCUACUGUGUCCAAGCCGGAUGUGGCACUACAUUCUCCAUUGUCCCAUUUGCCAAUCCGAAGAGCAUGGGCACUGUCUAUGGCCUCGUUGGUGCCGGCGGAAGCGUUGGCUCCAUUGUGUUCAAUUACGUCUUCAAGGUAUACGGCACCAACUACGCUGGUGCCUUCCGUGUUAUCGGCUAUGCAGCGCUUACAGCAGCAAUGUGCACCUUGCUGCUAAAGAUUCAAGCUCGAAUGCUUCUCGGUCUACUUUUCAAGAAAUUGAACCCAUAG